AUGCAAAAUGAGUUUAAAGUAACCAAACAAGAAAUUAUAAAUGUAACGGAAACAACAAAUAAGGACAUGAUAGCAAUGUUAAGCAAUGUCCCAGAAAGACUUAAUCAUACAACUUCUGGAAGACUAUCUAACAAAAUAGUCAAAAUGGUGCCACAGAAUAAAACAGAUCCUUUACCAAUGCCUAAUGGAAAUGUACAUCCUCCAGAACAACACAAUCCUAGAAUUCCAUCCCAGCAGACAUAUCCGCAAAAAGCACACUACACACCACACCAUGACGAAAUUUCGGAACAACACCUACUCUCAACGAAGGUCUCACAAAUUCCAAGUUCCGUGAAUAAUUCUAGGAAAAGCUUAUCAGAACUAAGUACUGGAGAAUUUGUAGAAGUAAAAAGUAAUCGAAGACAAAAACGAGCAAAUAAAAUUGGAACCAACCAAUCACAGGAUGACAACAAUCAAAAUGCCUUCGAAGGCGCAAAAAGUGCGGAUAACAAUAGAAAACUAUGGGUCUUCAUUUCUCGUGUAAAAAACCAAGUGACUGAAGAUCAGAUUAAAAAUUAUAUUUCCAACAAAGCCAAAAAUGACCAAUCCGAAAUUUCUGUUAAAGCUCUAAAAACCUAUUACCAGAAUAAAAAUAAUAAAUGUUUCUUAGUUGGAACUGACUUAUCCCUAAAAAAUGUUAUUUAUGAACAGAAUUUUUGGCCGGCGGGAGUAGCGUUUGAGAGGUUUAAUUUUAAAAAGGGACAACAUUUUUUAGAUAACAAUCGUGAAAAUAAAAAUGAAGAGGAAGACUUUUUACCGUCCUAUUUAUCAGAUCGUCCACAACUGCAACCACGACUUGCAGGUGGUGAAAGUUCAAAAGGUGGUGACAACAUAGAAAUUCCACCAGCUGUAGGUGAUAACCCAAAAUUGGAUAUCCUGUCAGAUCCUCAACCAAGUACAGCUUCAAGCACAUCUUCAUGCUUAAGUGAACUUAAUCCACAGGCUGUAGCUAAUGACCCAAAAUUAAAUGCCGUUUCAAAUCUCCAAUCAAGCUCAUCUUCAUUUGCAGUUAGUCCCUCCGUUGUUUUACCAUAUCCUAAGGCAGGAGCUCGCAAGAGUCUAACAAGUCAAAGGAAGAAAGUUAAAUCUGCAAUACUCACUGACACACCAGUCAAAAGCGAACUUGAAGAAAACAGUAACCCAAAAGUUAAGCAAGAUAAAAGAAGAGUUUUUGAGGAAACAUCAAGUGAGGAGGAUGACAGUGAUAUUUGCUACGAAGAAAGUGGAGAUUCUGAGACUGAAAACAUACCUCAAGAAUAUCAGAUCCUUUCUUCACCAAAUGAAGGAAAUUUAAAGAAAGGAAAAUUUGUCAUUGCGUCUUUCAAAGGAGGUAAAAGACCAAGUAAUCUUUACAGAUAUGUCUGUGUUAUAGAUGAAGUUAAUGAAGAGAAAAGUGAAUACAGAGUAGUAUCCAUGAAAGCUAUGGACAAUACUUUGACAAAUUUCACAUUUGUAGAAACAGACAUAAGCUAUGUAAAUUUUGAAGACAUAAUGGGGAUAACGCCUGACCCACUAAUUGUUAUGAAAGGUGAAAGAAUGUAUUACAAGUUUCCUAUGGCAUUGGAUAUUUUUGAACAUGCCUAA
This is a messenger RNA of Psylliodes chrysocephalus, 1623 nucleotides long. NCBI's taxonomy places the organism in Eukaryota, Metazoa, Arthropoda, Insecta, Coleoptera, Chrysomelidae. The record is from the annotation of a GenBank genome assembly.